AUGGCAUCGCCAUCAUCAACACCACAACCGGCAGGCGACGACCCGACCCUCGGCCCUCUAGUCCGACUCUGGGGGCUGCGCGCGAGCCAGCUACCAGCAGCCGGCGAGACGCCCGACGGCGUAGCGCCACUACUAAUCUCGAUCCUGCAGGAGGCUGUCCCGUUCAUCGAUACCGUCGCGCCUAAGAACUCUACUGACAGCAGGUGGUGGAAGCCCAAAGGCAGCAGCGCCAAGACGUUUUCUGCAGCCGACUGCGCCGCGCCCGUCGCUCUGUUUGAGCGUAGGGUUGAUGUUGCUGAGCUCGAGCGCAUUGCUGCGCGGAGUGGCCAGGCCGGGAAGAAAGUCGAGGCGGCUGAGGUUUGGAGCUGCCGCCGAUCCCUCCACCAGGAUGCCGCCGCCAAGGGAACCGCCAGCUGGCACGAGUUCCGAGACUGCUUCAAGGACCGCCACGUCGAGACCGAGGAUGCCUUCACACCAAGCGUGGUGGGAGCGCGGCAGGCGGCCGUGUGGGACUGCGGGAGCGUUGAGGCCGAGGAAGCCGGCGAGACGUGGGGGCACUUCACGCUGAGCAUGGCCGAGAUGCGCCACCGCAUCGGGCGGCCAGUCCUCAAGGACCGUACCUUUCCGGUGCUGCAGAUGACGUGCGCCGCCAUGGACAAGGAUGCGGCGACAGACGACGCGGCCGCCGUCAGCCACCGCGAGAAGCCCGAGUUCCUGGUCGUGAGCAUCACCGUCGACGACUUCCUUGAAUCGGCUGCCGACGACGGCGGCGGGACCAAGGGCUCCGUGGUGGCCGCGUACGUGAGCGUCGAGCGGAUCCGGAAGCUGCCGGCCACUGGCGAGAUUGAAUGGAUAAUGGCGACGGCCUCGGACGCACGGGGUGUGCUCCCAAAAUGGAUGCAAGCCAAGGCCGUGCCGGGGCAGAUCGCCAAGGACGUGUUCAAGUUCCUCGUGUGGAUCGCCCAGGAGCGCGCGGCGAAGAAGAAUGGAGAGGCAGCGACGUCGGAGCCGCCGGCUACGGCAUCGUCUCAGUCAGCAGCACCCGAGCCAGAGCUUCCGCCGCUGCCGCUGCCGCUGCCAACGGCAGACCCGGCUCCGGCUCCCGCUUCGGUCUCUGCCUAGCGGCUGCUUGAUCUAGAACGAUGGGGAGAGAUAGAGAGAAAGAGUAUGAGAGAAGACGCAAAGAUACCAAAGCAUCCCAUCCCCACACUUGAAUACCUACCAAAGUUAGCUGGUCCAGCAAGAUAGUGAUAAAUAUAUCAACGAUUGCCUUUCCUGCCAUUUUGUAUGAGAGUCACGCUCGUCAGCUUGGGGAUGGAGAUGGGGCAGCAGAUUCCCUCUGAACAAGAUCGCCGUUUUUAAGUGUCGUGCUUUUUGCACCUCAGCAGUUGGUGGUGUGCUUGCCCGCAAACAAGCCGCGGCCGCUAAAAGGGGUUCUUCCAUAAUUGUUUACACACCAACGUUUCGAUGCUAUUGACUAAGUGAACCGGUACUCACAUUC
Lasiosphaeria miniovina is the source of this 1501-nucleotide messenger RNA. RefSeq lists its product as uncharacterized. The record is from RefSeq and is a predicted model, not a curated record. NCBI's taxonomy places the organism in Eukaryota, Fungi, Ascomycota, Sordariomycetes, Sordariales, Lasiosphaeriaceae. The coding region runs from base 1 to 1122 and encodes 373 amino acids. The transcript is spliced from 4 exons.